Molecule: messenger RNA, 394 nt
Organism: Drosophila albomicans
Lineage: Eukaryota; Metazoa; Arthropoda; Insecta; Diptera; Drosophilidae
Exons: 2
Coding region: 7-336 (109 amino acids)
Source: RefSeq, a predicted model, not a curated record
CAUGUAAUGACUUUGGUCAACAACUCAUCAAGGAUAUGUCAGCGCUGUUGGUUCGCCUCCUGCCAACAUCUUUGCCCCUCUUCCUCGCUCCUCUCUUGCUCGCUGGUUCACUCGCUCGCUCGCUUACUGCGGCUGCGGUUGGAGCUCAGCGGGCAUACAAAAGCACUUAACUCGUUAGCGGUUAACGCUAUAUUGGCCAACACGGCAGCCGCCAUUCAUCGAUUCACCGACUCAUUCAGCCAACCAGUCAAAGAGUUAAGCACAACAGAGCCAAGGACUUCGCAGGUGUCCUUACCACAGCAACAGCAGCAGCAUCUACUUGAGAGCAGCACCUGAUUUGCAAUUGAUUGAUUGAUUGAUGAUUAAACGUUUGGUGGCUGCCACAAAUCUUAGC